AUGGCAACACGGCAAACGGCCAAGACGACCUUCGAGGUCGACAAUGUCAUCCAGCCCAUCUUCACAGGCGGAUCCGUGGCCCUCGAGAAUGGCGCGCGCAUCCUGGCCUCAACGCUAGGCGAAUCCGCUGUCUUGACCGAGCUGACGACGGGGAAGCGCCUUGCCGAGAUCGAGGGUGACGGCGAGCCCAUCUCGACCCUCACGAUCACCCCGGCGGCGUCGCAUCUGAUUGUCUGCUCGCGGUCGCUGACGAUGCGCAUCUAUGCCCUCAAAGUCGCGCCGGACUUCGAGUCUGUCGAGGCCACUCUCGUGCGAACCUCGAAACCCCACGCCACGCCCGUCGUCGUCCUCGCUGUCGACCGAACUAGCACACUACUCGCUACGGGCGCGGCAGAUGGUGCGAUCAAGAUCUGGGAUAUUGUUGGGGGAUACGUCACCCACACCGUCAGCGGCCAGAGCGUGCUGGUCUCGGCGCUGCACUUCUUCGAGAUUGCCGCUACCGCGGCCGACGGCUCGUCGUCAGACCGCAGGUCAAAAAAGGGGUCACGCAAGAGCAAUAGCAACAACCAGGACGAUUCAAAUCAAAACGGCGACGUGGCCUCCCGCUUCCGCCUCGCCUGGGGCACGCAAGACGGCCGGAUCCGCAUCUUCGAUCUGCAGAAACGCACGACCGUGCCCGUCUACGCCGACACGAAGCGCAAGAAAGAGGCCCACGAGUCUAACGUCCAGAGCAUCGAGUACUGCCCCGAACAGCACGCCCUGCUGAGCGGCAGCCGAGACAAGACCAUGACCCUGUGGCUCUGGCGCGACGGUGGCUGGCAGGGGACCCCCAUGCUCCGCCACGAGCUGGUCGAGUCGGUUGGGUUUCUGCGUGAGGGCCGAUGGAUGUACUCGGCCGGGAGCAGCGGGCUGCUGCGGAUCUGGGAUACGACGACUCACCAUGAGAUUACUGCGAAACAAGACGCCAAGUCGGAGGCGGAAGCGAUUUUGUCGGCUGUCUCGUUGCCUGGCAAGUCGCUUGUGCUUUGCGCCCAAUCUGAUUUCACCCUCGCCAUGUACCGUGUGCCGUCCCCGUCUGAGAUCACAUCGAGUGAGGGGCUGCCUAUGGAGCCGUUCCGGCGGAUUUCAGGCACUCACGACGAGAUUUUAGACUUUGCUUAUGUGUUGCCCGACCAAUCCCUCAUGGCGCUGGCCACAAACUCGGAGGAUAUCCGGCUUGUGUCUGUGGCUGAUACAGGGGCGGAACCAAGUGGCGAGAAGGCAGAAGGGCAAGAGCGAGAGGAAGGGGAAGGUGUUGGGUAUUUCGGGCAUGAUGUUGCGUUGCUACGAGGCCACGAGGACAUCGUCAUGUCCCUCGAUGUGGACUGGUCGGGCCAUUGGGUGGCCAGCGGCGCAAAGGACAACACAGUACGCCUGUGGCGCGUCGACCGGGCGAACAACUCGUACACCUGCUAUGCCGUCUUCACCGGCCAUCUGGAGUCUGUCGGCGCGGUCGCUCUCCCCAAGGUGGUACCCCCCGAGGGCUCCGAGGCUUUCACCAACCCGCUCGACCACCCGCCAGCCUUCCUCGUCUCCGGCUCGCAGGAUCGGUUCGUGCAGAAACGGGAUAUUCCACGCCAGUCGCAACAGUCCAAGGUGUCGGCAAGCUUGAAAAGGUUAGCGCAUGAAAAGGAUAUCAACGCGUUAGAUGUUAGCCCGACCGGGCGGCUGUUCGCAUCGGCGUCGCAAGACAAGACGGUCAAGAUCUGGGACGUUGAGCGGCUCGAGGUCCAGGGUAUCCUCAAGGGCCACAAGCGAGGUGUUUGGACAGUUCGGUUUGCCCCUCUCCACACGCCCGCAAUCCAGGGUGAGCAAGGGUCUGGAUCCGUGUCCGGCAAGGGCGUCAUCUUGACUGGAAGUGGUGACAAGACGAUCAAGCUCUGGAAUCUCUCCGACUACACCUGCCUGCGGACCUUCGAGGGCCACUCCCACAACGUGCUCAAGGUCGUCUGGCUACACAUCCCGACCGACGAGUCGUCAUCCAAGAAGCGAAUCCAGUUCGCAAGCGCAGGCGCUGAUAGCCUGGUGAAAGUCUGGGACGCCAACCUAGGCGAGACCGAGUGCACGCUCGACAACCACGAAGACCGACUCUGGACCCUGGCCGUGCACCCCAAAACCAACACCCUCGUCUCCGGCGGCAGCGACUCCAAAGUCACCUUCUGGAAAGACACCACCACCGAAACCCAAGCCGCCGCCACCACCGCCGCCCUCAAACUCGUCGAGCAAGAACAAGAACUCCAAAACUACAUGCACGUCGGCGCCUACCGCGACGCCAUCGUCCUCGCCCUCCAACUCAACCACCCAGGCCGCCUCCUCAACCUCUUCACCAGCGUCGUGACCACCACCAACCCCGAACCCGACAGCCUCACGGGCGUGCGCGCCGUCGACGACGUCCUCGCCUCACUCUCCGACGAGCAGCUCUUCAUCCUGCUUUUACGUCUCCGCGACUGGAACACCAACGCGCGCACGGCGCCUGUCGCGCAGCGCGUGCUGUCGGCCCUGGUGCGCAGUUAUCCGGCCGGGAAGUUCUCGACCUUGUCGGUCAAGGGGGCGCGCGGGCAGAAGAGUUUGGCAGAGGUGUUGAAUGCGUUGAGGGUGUAUACCGAGAGGCAUUAUAAGCGGGUGGAGGAACUGGUGGAUGAGAGUUAUUUGGUGGAGUAUACGUUGCAGGAGAUGGAUGCAUUGGCACCCUCAAAUGUUGCAGGGUUGGUUAUGGAGGAUGGGGAGGAUGCGGUUAUGGCUGGGGCGAUCACGGAAAUGUCUAAACGCCAGGCCUCCGAGGCCCUCGAGGACCUGUCGGGCGACUCGCCCGCUUCCAAAAGGUCGAGAUUCGACGACUACAACAAGAGCCUGACUCCCGGGAGCGUAUCGACGGAGAAUGGAGAGGGGGAGACGACGAUAUUAGCUCUGCGUAAUGGGACGGCGAGGAAUCACGAGGGCGAGGAACAGGAGGAGGAAGACGACGACGACGACGUACCCGAAGAAAAAGCCCCCAUCCGACAGUCCGCGCCAACAGCCGGCUACGACGACCUCUACCUCGACACCAUCGACCGCAACGUGCUUGAUUUCGACUUCGAAAAACUCUGCUCCAUCACCCUCUCCAACAUCAACGUCUACGCCUGCCUAGUCUGCGGCCGCUACUUCCAGGGCCGCGGGCCGAAAUCGCACGCCUACUUCCAUGCCCUCGACGAGGAUCACCACGUGUUCAUCAACAUGGGUACGCAAAAGGUUUAUGUGUUGCCAGAAGGGUACGAGGUGAAGAGCAAGUCGCUGGACGAUAUCAAGUACGUCUCCGACCCGCGCUACACCCGCCAGGAGGUGGCCCAGCUCGACCGCAAGCCGCACGUGUCCUGGACGCUGGGGGGCAAGGAGUACACGCCCGGGUUCGUGGGGAUGAACAACAUUAAGGAGAACGACUACCUGAACGUGGUGGUGCAGGCGCUCUCCCACGUCACGCCGCUGCGCAACUUCUUCCUGCUCGAGGAUUUCAGCACAGCUCCGGAAUUGGUCAAGCGCACCUCCAUCCUCUUCCGCAAGAUCUGGAACCCGCGCGCGUUUAAGUCGCACGUAUCCCCGCACGAGCUCCUCCAAGAAAUCUCUCUGCGCUCCAACAAACGCUUCACACUCACCGCCCAAUCCGACCCUGUUGAAUUCCUCUCCUGGUUCCUCAACCACCUCCACCUGGGCCUCGGCGGCUCCAAAACCAAACCCGGCUCCUCCGCCAUCCAGCGCAUCUUCCAAGGCAAACUCCAAGUCGAAGCCCAAUCCAUCACCGCCCGCGGCGACGGCCUCUCCGACCGCCUCCGCUUCGAAGAAGCCGCCCACGUCGACACCACCUCCGCCCGAUUCCUCUUCCUCACCCUCGACCUGCCCCCGGCCCCUCUUUUCCAAGACGAACAAGAGCGCAACAUCAUCCCCCAAGUACCCCUCACCGCCCUCUUGGCCAAAUACAACGGCGCGACAGCGCAGGAACUCAACGCCCAGCGCCGACGGUACCGCCUGGUCCACCCCCUCCCGCCUUUCCUCCUCCUGCACGUCAAGCGCUUCAGCCAGAAUAAGUUCGUCUCCGAGCGCAACCCGACCAUCGUCACCUUUGACGCGCGCACGGGUCUGGACGUAGCGCCCUACGUCGAACCACCAUCACCACGCACCAUAGACGAUGAAUCAGAAGAGGACGAACCGAUCUGGUACGACCUCGUCGCCAACGUGGUGCACGAAGCUGUGCGGGUGCGGGAAGACGUGGCCGAUAGUGCGGUGGGCGAGGAGCGCAAGACGUGGAAGGUGCAGUUGCGGGAUAAGGCGACGGAUGAGUGGGUGGUGGCGCAGGAUUUGUUUGUGGAUAAGAUUCGGAGUGAGUUGUUGUAUUUGGGGGAGAGUUAUUUGCAGGUUUGGGAGAGGAGGAGGACGACGCCGGGGAAGGGAAAAGGGAAGGCUUAG
Molecule: messenger RNA, 4476 nt
Organism: Dichotomopilus funicola
Lineage: Eukaryota; Fungi; Ascomycota; Sordariomycetes; Sordariales; Chaetomiaceae
Product: WD40-repeat-containing domain protein
Exons: 2
Coding region: 1-4476 (1491 amino acids)
Biological process (GO): endonucleolytic cleavage in 5'-ETS of tricistronic rRNA transcript (SSU-rRNA, 5.8S rRNA, LSU-rRNA); spliceosomal complex assembly; endonucleolytic cleavage to generate mature 5'-end of SSU-rRNA from (SSU-rRNA, 5.8S rRNA, LSU-rRNA)
Cellular component (GO): nucleolus; 90S preribosome; small-subunit processome
Molecular function (GO): cysteine-type deubiquitinase activity; protein binding; zinc ion binding
Source: RefSeq, a predicted model, not a curated record